Messenger RNA from Apodemus sylvaticus (European woodmouse), 612 nucleotides. Its product is annotated as beta-defensin 33. Gene Ontology annotation, molecular function: chemoattractant activity; CCR6 chemokine receptor binding. Bases 319 to 507 code for a protein of 62 amino acids. NCBI's taxonomy places the organism in Eukaryota, Metazoa, Chordata, Mammalia, Rodentia, Muridae. Gene Ontology annotation, biological process: cell chemotaxis; defense response to bacterium. Gene Ontology annotation, cellular component: extracellular region. The transcript is spliced from 4 exons. The record is from RefSeq and is a predicted model, not a curated record.
CAUGAGUGGCAAUGCAGACUUUGAACUACGCAGAUCUAACUACACAGCUCUUAGCCAGUAAGAUUCCUUUCUCUCCAUCUGCCAAAGACCAUGGCCCACGUCAGAGGUGGAGAGAUUUAUUUGAUGUCUAUAUCUUAAGCACCAUCUACACUUGACUCCUCUACAGGACUCUCACUUAUCAGCAGAAGCAGCCACUGGGGGCAGCUUGGGUCUGUACUCAUGUGCUCAUAGAUCACCUGCUGCCAUCAGUGCCCAUUGGAGAAGUUGCCCUCAGACACUGAUGCUCCCUCCCUUCUCCCCAAGAACUCAUUUCUCACCAUGAAACUCCUAUUUCUUCUCUUUCUCAUCCUUGUGUGUCUUGCUCCAACAAUAUCAGGGCGCAAAAGAAACUCGAAAUUCCGUCAGUGUGAGAAAAUGGGAGGCAUUUGCAGGCCUCAGAAGACCCACGGGUGCUCCAUCCUGCCUGCAGAGUGCAAGAGUCGGUACAAGCACUGCUGUCGGUUGUAAUGGAAGCUUUCUGAUGUGUGCAGAUCUGCAGAGAGUAGUCAACCGCUCUGAUUUCUGUGAAAUAAAAACGCCAUUAUGUACAGCUAUUCUUCCCAAGGGUGUUGA